This is a messenger RNA of Fusarium redolens, 2916 nucleotides long. RefSeq lists its product as uncharacterized. The transcript has 2 exons. Gene Ontology annotation, biological process: positive regulation of transcription from RNA polymerase II promoter by galactose; DNA-templated transcription. The coding region runs from base 208 to 2523 and encodes 771 amino acids. The record is from RefSeq and is a predicted model, not a curated record. Lineage: Eukaryota; Fungi; Ascomycota; Sordariomycetes; Hypocreales; Nectriaceae. Gene Ontology annotation, cellular component: nucleus. Gene Ontology annotation, molecular function: RNA polymerase II cis-regulatory region sequence-specific DNA binding; zinc ion binding; DNA-binding transcription factor activity, RNA polymerase II-specific.
CAAGAUUUACCAAAUAUAAAUAAUGAAGGCGGUGUUUCUUCACCUUUUGUCCCCGAGUUUCCGCCUUUCUCACCUCUAACCCCAACUUUAGACAGAAUCGAAAGCAUAUAACAGUCUCUAAACUUCACGACACAUCGAUUGACUGUUAUUACUGGAUUGUCGUCAACGCGACGCGACAAAGGGGCACGACGGACCCCUGUUUUCGUCAUGGCACAGGCACGUGAACCCAAAGGCGUCAAGAAAUCCAGCACUUCCACCGGAGAAACCGGAAAACGAAGGACACCAUAUGCUCUGCGCGCAUGCGACGCAUGUAGACGACGAAAGGGAAAAUGCGACGGACGACAACCAUGCAGACACUGCUCAGGCCGAAACCAGAAUUGCAGUUACAGCAGCAGCCUUGAGAACAAUAGCUCCAGUCUUGAGAGUGACGAUUGGCACCCCGCUACAACGACAGCAGCGCCUCCAGCGCCCGCUCUCACUGACCCAGUACCUGCGACUACGAACCGUAAUUGUGCGACUUCAGGGACAUCAUGUCAGACGAACCAAGCUGCGAUUGUUGAUAUGCUCUCGAGCCUUCAAGAGCAAGUGAAUAGCUUGGCGUCGCAAGUUCAAUACUCGAAUAACCAGGAACAAACAAUGAUUGCUGCAACACGGCCCCGCGAUCCUAACCCAAAUCCUAAUUCCAAUACAAUACCCAUCAUCAGUCACAGUUAUACUGAAUCCACCACCGAUGAUCAGAGCUCAACACCAAAAUCCUCCCGAACAACUGCCUCUCAACAUUUCUACGGCCCAACGUGUCCAGACUACGCAUUGAAUGUGGGACAAUUGAAACUCCGACGAAAUAGCUGCCCAGGUCCACCGCUUCAACAAAAGCAAUUACAACUUGCCAGUAUUCACGAAGACGAUGCUUCCGAUGAGGCGGAUCAGAACGAUGGGCAAAAUACACAAUUUUCCGUCUCCCCGCGCGCAAUCGAUAAAGGCGAUCCGGCAAUGCUUCUAACAUUCCGCUCAAUCAUGGGUUUACAAGAGGCCAUUCAGCUUUUGUACAUUUAUCAAGAGGUCGUUGGUGGACUUCAUCCCGUUGUUGAUAUCGAUGCGCUUAUCAUGCAGACGCGCUCGUGGUAUGCUGAAGCUGGUGCUGGGAUCUGGGAUGUUCUGGCGUCGAGCACUGGAGCUGCUACGUACGAGUUGCUAUUGAUAUUGAAUCUGUGUUUGGCUAUUGCUUUGAGGGCUGAUGGGAACCCGUCGAGUUCGAAUACGGAGAAUUUGUUGAGGGAUAGUUUUCAAGAUUCUGUUAAUGCGAAGCUGGCUGCGCCUGCUAAUAGCAUUCAGCAUGCGACCAUAAUAUUUCUCAAGGGCUGGUAUGAUUUCUUCCAAGAGAUGCCCCGCUCCGCUUGGCGCAUGUGCGGCAUCGCAGGUCGCAUGCUGAUGGAACUCGGUCUCCACAACGCCGAAGUAUUCAGACAUACCGUCAAGACAGAGGCUCAACGCACAGAAGCUUGUACUCUCAUCAGCAGUAUAGUCAUCCUCGAUCGGCAAUGGAGCUAUGCAACUGGUUUACCGACACACUUCCAAGACACGAGCUUCAGCUCCAUGUCGACAUCUUCUGUCAAGAACCCAUACCUCAAAGCCAUGCUCUCUUUCAUCCUCAUUAGCGAUCGUUUCAGCGAACCUAUAUCAAACGCCGCGAAAGGCGAAGGCUACAACGAUGAAAACUCAUUUGAGUUGAUGAGCUUUCAGAUUGAGCAGUGGAGAAAGAAAGCUGUUGGUGAUUACAACGUUGCCAAUUGCCAAGCAUGGCAUACAGAUCCAUCAACCCGUCCGCCAACAUGGACGAUCCUACUAAAUCUCCGAGCGGAAUCCGUUCGGAGUCAACUUCUCAAACCAUUCUUCUUCUCAGAGUUGGACAUUGAGAUUACAAAGAACCACGUGCGAUCAGCGACUGAUCGAGUAUACGAUAUCAUUCAUGUUUUGCACACGCUUGACUCGACUACGGAUAUCUACCGCAAACAACAUCCACAUUACCAGCAUAUACUAGCAUGCACAGCCGGUCUAGCAUUCCUGCUAAUCGCUUUCAUAAAGCAAAACAGAACAACAAUGCUUCCAAGCCUCACCCCCGACCUGAUCGAAUCUCUCGGCGGCAGUUUCAGCAUGUGCGUGACCCUAACAACAAAAUACACCCACCGAUCGCGCUCCGCACGUCGUCUAGCCAAGCGUCUCAUCGAAAUGCGCCGUAACCUUCUCAGCCUGGGAAUUCUGAACCCAGCGAGUCCAGGAAGUCACGAAGGUUUAGACAACGUCACAGAGUCGAUCAGAAGAGCGAGUCUCGCACAACCAGUUGAAGAAUUCCAGCCUUAUGCGGAGUACUCGCCGCCUUUUAAUAAUGGAGUUGUUCCGGGGGGGUUUGCGGUGGCUGGGACGGUAAUUUCGGAUACGGAUAUGCAGAUGGGCUGGGAGGAUUCGUUAAGGUUGCAGUGGCCUAUUGGGGAUGUUAAUCACAUGUUUUCGGAGAGUAUAUUUUGAUAUUGGUAUUAGCGUUAGGAAUGAAUUAAGAUGAUUAUGAUCCCGUAGCCGAUGAUUGGCGGUUCCGUAAAAUGGUCAAGAGAGCGAGCGGGUAUGGGGUUGUGGAACGGAUCCGGGCGUUUUGCUGAUUCCAGGUGCGGUAUCCGCUUCGCGGGCCGCUGGUCAGCUGAAGGCUUAUCACUUGACUCUUGCUGCGGGAAAGGUAUUAUGGUGUUCUGGAUACAGCCCUCUUGGCUAUCAAUGCCAUCUGUUGAUAAUGCCAAGAUCACUACAGCCAUGCGUUAGUAAAACAGCGUCAAUAUCGAGACUCCAUUCCGACUCUCCAUAAAAAAUGCAGCCGCAUGUUGUCGAAGCCCGGACGAUUUCAUGAAGCUUUGAAGAUUAGAGAACAAG